UUGAACGAUGUGAGCGCCUCUUGUGACAAGAAUCGAAACUAGUAGUUGUUGUGAUGUGAAUCUUCGGUUUCAGUUUUGUGAUUGUUUAAAUGAAUCAUGGCUCCAAAGGGAGACGCGAUAUUGCAAGGCUUUAAGGUUAAUUGGUUAAACUUACGUGAUGCAGACACUGGCAGAAUACUGUGGCAGGGCAAUGAAGACUUAUCAUUACCUGAUUGUGAACAUGAAGCACGUGUACCUAAGAAAAUUUUACAAUGCCGUGCUGUGUCUCGUGAGAUAAAUUUCUCCUCUGUUCAGCCUAUGGAUAAAUUCCGUCUUGAGCAAAAAGUUCUCUUUAAGGGUCGCUGUCUUGAAGAAUGGUUCUUUGAUUUUGGAUUUGUGAUCCCACACUCUACUAACACAUGGCAAUCAGUAAUUGAAGCUGCUCCUGAAAGCCAAAUGAUGCCUGCUGCAGUGCUUAGUGGAAAUAUUGUGAUUGAGACAAAGUUUUACAAUGGUGAAGAUUUGGUGUCCACUUCAAAAGUUCGCUUGUAUUAUGUGUAGUUAUUUUUUUUCACUUUGGAUGAUGGGGAAAUAUAUUUAUGGCAUGAAGUAAGAUCUCAAAACAUGCUGCUUUGCAAAAUAGUUCCUAAAGUUAAGUUUUUUGUGGUUAUCAGCAACCAAAUUUUGUGAACCCUAGAAGGGUUUUUUUUACUAUCUAAAAGCAAAAUUUAUUUAGAGGUUGUGCAAUUUUUUUUUGACUUGCAGUGAAACCUUAAUGUAACAGUAGCAUUCAGUAGUUUUUCACUUGGUACUUUCCACUCAUUGUUUACCUUCCAUUUUUACUAUUAAUUACUUUUAUUACUCCAUGAAGUUGUCUUUAUCAUUGAGCCGUACUCUAUGUUUCAAAUCAUGGUGUAGAGAGAUCUCCCUACACCGUGUUUCAAAUCUUUUAUCACUGAAUUGUAACACUGUACUUGAGUCGAAAUGAUUCUAUAGCCUUUCGGAAAUUCAAUAAUUUUCUUGUGAUUUAAUGCAACGGGUCCAAAACAAAGUUUUUGUUGCAGGACAAACAGUUUAACGUUAAAAUUUAUAAUGACAACCAUUUUGUAGCAAUUGUAGCUUAGCUAUGUCUGUUGUUUUUUUUGUGAAUGUGCAUACCAUUCACAAAUAUGGAAGGGACAUUUUUGUCAUGCCGUUUUACUUGUACUAAGGACCUCUUAAUUCUCAUUAUCUUGGCAUCUGUUUUGAUUCAAUAAUUUUGGUUCUCCUUUUGUAUUGAAAUUGAAAUUGAUCUCAAAUCAUGUUUGAAGACAAAUGACCAGAACCUAGAAAUCUAAAUUUUAGAAGACUGAUGAUCUUGAAGAUUAAAACUGUGUAAGUUUAGUGUGAGAAGAAAGGUUGUUUCUUUUGUUUUACAUGUAUUUUAUGCAUGUAUUCUUAUUACCUAAUGUAACAAGACAGCAUGAUAUGACAAUCUCUUAGCACUCUCGUUUUCAUGUAACUGAUAAAGGUACGCAAAAGUUGCCAUUCAGUUUAUCUUUUAAAUUUUGAAUAACCUAAUGUAAGUGCCUUACAUGUUUGUACACAGGAUGCAACAGAAUGUCUUUUUAUUCCACAAAUAUUUUGAGCUUUUUGCUUAUUGCAGCUUAAUUUGUGUUACCUUAAUUCUAUGCAAACUGACAUGGCCGUCUCUCAAGGAAGUGUUAUGUUUCACUUGAUUAAUUUUGAAUCUAAAAAGGUGCAACAUAGUGGAAUUGUAGAGUUAGUUCUGAUGUUACUUUGAAAUCAGUAUUAAAUUUUAAGCUCAUGUGAUUAGAAAUGUUUCAAGCCUAACUGUGGGCCUUAUUAUUAUUAAUUUGGUGCUCUUUAUAUGUUCAGUAUACUCGUGUAUCACUUAUCCAUUUACAGUUAUCACCUGAUU
Messenger RNA from Frankliniella occidentalis (western flower thrips), 1900 nucleotides. RefSeq names its product retinal rod rhodopsin-sensitive cGMP 3',5'-cyclic phosphodiesterase subunit delta (gene PrBP). Gene Ontology annotation, cellular component: cytoplasm. The record is from RefSeq and is a predicted model, not a curated record. The coding region runs from base 97 to 540 and encodes 147 amino acids. Lineage: Eukaryota; Metazoa; Arthropoda; Insecta; Thysanoptera; Thripidae. Gene Ontology annotation, biological process: sensory perception of light stimulus. The transcript has 5 exons.